This is a messenger RNA of Thermothelomyces thermophilus ATCC 42464, 699 nucleotides long. RefSeq names its product carbohydrate esterase family 3 protein. Gene Ontology annotation, molecular function: phosphatidylcholine lysophospholipase A1 activity. The transcript has 3 exons. Bases 1 to 699 code for a protein of 232 amino acids. Lineage: Eukaryota; Fungi; Ascomycota; Sordariomycetes; Sordariales; Chaetomiaceae. The record is from RefSeq and is a predicted model, not a curated record.
AUGCACCUCCUCGCUCUUGGAUUCGUCACCGGCCUUGCUGCCACAGUGGACGCACAGGUGGUCAAAGUUAUGCUGCUUGGCGACUCCAUAACCGAGAUCACCUGCUGGAGGCCGCUGGUGUGGGAGCAGAUCGCUGCGGCCGGGCUGGCGGGCGACGUCGAUCUGGUUGGGACCAUGAGCGACCUCGACGGCCGCUGCUCGCGCCCCUCGGGCUUCGACCCGGACCACGAGGGCCACUCGGGCUGGCAGGCCUACGACAUUGCCCGGAACAACAUCGCCGGCUGGGUCCGGAGCGCCCGGCCGGACGUGGUCCAGUUCAUGCUCGGCACCAACGACGUCAACAUCGGCAAGCGCGACGUCCAGUCCGUCCUCGAUUCGUACACCAUCAUGCUCGACGCCAUGCGUGACGCGAAUCCCAACGUCAAGGUCAUUAUCGACAAGCUGAUCCCGACAAGCUGGAGCGACGCGACCAUCGAGGCCAUCAACAGCGCCAUCCCCGGCUGGGCGGCGGCGCACUCGACGGCGCAGUCGCCCGUCGAGGUGGCCGACUGCUCGCGCGCCGCCGGCUUCACCAACGACAUGCUGCAGGCCGACGGCGUCCACCCCAACGAGCUGGGCGACCGCUUCAUCGCCGAGCAGGUCGGGCCGAAGCUGAUCCAGUUCAUCAGCGACGCUCGUGCUCGUGUCCGGAACUAUUAG